GGUCGACAAACAGCUUGUCUUCAAGUGUCCGUCCCCGUCUCCCAAGGCUAAAGGUGCAUACCUGAAAUCUCCCCAGGCAGGUGUACGGAGGGCCUGUUUGUGUCUCUGUUGCUUACUGUUCUCGUUAACUCUCUUCCACUUCAAUUUAAAAAGAAACUUGGAUAUGGAGGCUGCAAGAGUGAUUAUCAUUGCACGCAUUCUCCUGCUGGUUCAAAUUCCUGUGGCAGUCUUGCACACAGUUGUGUGGGGACAGGGCGGCAGCGACAGCGCAGUGGUGGCUGUGUACAACAUCAGUGCCCCCGCUGGCUCGGAGGCGGUACUGCAGUGCCACAGCCAGCGCAUGGUGUGGACCCAGGACAGGUUGCGGGACCGGCAGAGGGUGGUGCACUGGGACCUGUUCCGCAGCGCGCCGGACUUCACCAUGGAGCGGGUGCUGGACAUGUUUUCGGCUGGAGAGCAGCGGAUCUACAAUGCCUACAACAAGGACCGCGUCGGCAUGGACAAGACCGCCUUCGAUGAUGGCAACUUCUCCCUGGUCAUUAAGGAUGUGAAGACGAGUGACAGAGGCAUCUAUUCCUGUAACCUGCAUCACCACUACUGUCACCUGUAUGAGACCACUAAGGUGCAGCUGAACGUCACCAAAUCACCUCGUAGGGAGAGGCGGUUCUGGGACGGGGAGAAGGCCGUGUUCGUGGUCCUGCAGGGCAGUACGGUCCUGCUGCCGUGCGUGAACCGCCGGCCCGUUUGGACCGAGUCCCACUCCGAGGAGGACCAGCAGGUGGUGCACUGGGACCGGCAGCUCCCGGGGGUCCGGCACGACCGGGCGGACCGCCUGAUCGACCUGUACGCCUCCGGGGAGCGCCGGCAGUACGGGCCGCUCUUCCUGCGCCGCAAGAUGAACAUCACCGCCGACGCCUUCUCCCAGGGCGACUUCUCCCUCACCGUGUCCAACCUGCAGCAGCCUGACCGGGGCGUGUACUCCUGCCACCUGCACCACCACUACUGCGGCCUGGACGAACGGCGCGUCUUCCACCUCAGCGUGGACCCCCCCCUGCCCCCCGAGCUCACCGCAGCCCCCCGCAUCCUCCCCCACGACGCCCCGAACACGAAUGUGGUAGAGGUGCCGCGUGUCAUCAACGUCAUCGUGCCUGAGCACCGAGGUCACUUCCUGCAGCAGCUGGGCUACAUCCUGGCCACGGUCCUCAUGCUGGCCCUCAUCGCCGUCAUCCUCUUCCUGCUCAGCCGUCGAUACAAGAAGAGAGCCCUAGAAUAUGACCUGCGGCGAUCUGAGAGGGGGAACAUGACCUCCAACGACUUUGAGAUGGGGGCUACAGAGCUGAAGAUGUGCAACCAGGAGGAGAUGAGGAGGGACUACAAAAACAACCUUCUGAAGGAGGCUGAUAUGUGUAAACUGCCGUCCGCAAAGGUCAUCGACCUGGACAAAGAGAUGGAUAAGGCUGCGUGGAAGUGAGGAGCAGUGGAGUGCCACUGGCUGGCCCAGGGCUGAGAGAGAGAGAGGAGAGGAGAUGAAUGAGGGUGGGAGGGGUCUGUGUGAAGACUGUACAAAGUAGAGAGAGGAGAGUCCCAAGUUCACUGUUUUACUGCCCCGUCUGUGUGACCAAACCCACCUUUCACCACCGUCAUGCUGAUUCGCUGCAUUCCUCCAAACCUGCUUACCUUUCCCACAAAGCUAUCGGUACUGCGCUAUUGCUCAUGAAACAUAUAUUAUCAUAUAUUGACAUAAGUGUAUAUCAAUUUAUGACAAUGUAUGGUCCAAAAUGGAAGGAAGAUAUUUUUAGUAAUGACAAGAAUUUUUAUAUAUUGAUUCAUAGAUGUAUAAUACUUUUUAAAAAUAAAACAAAUCUAAUACAGUACAUAGCAAUAUUUUUUGCUAAAUGUCAAUUAUUUUCAUAUUCAUAUUUUAAAUAUCAAUAUAUUUUACAUUAAUAACUGGGUUAUUUUACAGUUUACUGGAUACAGUUUAACUAUAUUGAAAUAUAAGCAUACGAUUACAUGUAUGAAAGCUGCUUGGCUGAUAUGUUUCUUUUACAGGGUCUCUUAAUAUAUGUUUCAAAUAUAUUUCCUUUACUGUUAAUGUAUACAGUAUGUUGUAUAUAUUGCUUUUUUUCCUAGCAAUAUAUGGUAAAAUAUAUUUUAAUAUUUUAAAAUAUAUACCAUAUAUUGCUUUUUAUCUUUUUAAGGGCUGGUUUUGUCGUUGUGUAAUAAUGUGGGCUGUAUCUUGGAUCCAACUGGGCUGCAGAUUUUCCAUUAGUGCCGUCUUUCCUGUCUAUAUUUCACAGUUAGCAUACUGUGAAGCCUUCGUGGAAGACAAAACAAACAAAAAAAAAUCCUACAGUAUAUUUUCUUCCAAAUAUUUCCAUUUCAUUUGAUAUAAUCGGUUUGUCUUGUGUCCAUGCUUUGCUUCUUAGAUCAGUUAACUAUAUUCAUAGUUCCUGUAUUUGUCAUGCAUUUCCCCACACAGACAGACUUCCGCAAAUAACUUCUUUUAUAAAGCAAACCAAAUUUGACCUCCAGUGUACUUGCCUGCUUCUGCUGCUGACUGUGUAAACAGUUCUUUGACUUGCAGUUCAUCAUUCCCUCAAGCUGAAACAUCCCCCAGCUAAUAUACAUGUAUGAUAAGAAUAUAAUACCAAAGCCAAAAUUAAUGUUACUGUACAUCGGGUUUUUUUCCAGGGACCAUUCAUUAUUUAUAUCCAGUUAAUGAGUUGCUAAAUAUUGAGCUAGAAACCUGGAUUCUUUAUCUUUUUCUUUUUUGGUUCGUUGGCGUAAUCAAGAAUUAGCUUAUUCAACACCCUGAACUUAAACCUCCACCUUGUGGUGUCCAUUCCAGCUCCCUAACCACUGUGCAGCCCAGUGGAUUAUCAGCUGCAUGGGUUAUGCAACUGCUUCUGCUGAUACAACAGUGAAUCCACGGGUGAAAAUCUGUUUCCUCUUCUAAGCAGACUUCUGUGCAAGUGCUCUGAGACACUGAGACUCCAAAGUCUCUUCCAAGGGAAUUCUCCUCUCUCCUUCAUGUUACAGUUACUGUUUUUUUUUUAAUCAUAAUUAAUUUCUGGACUUUAUGGUAUUGUUCUUACGUAUCCUUAUUUGACUGCUCCUGUUUUCAUGGUUUUUGUGAUUAUAGGGGGUUCAGCACUAUUUUCCCAAAAGGUAUGACAAACGGCUGUGUAAUUGCCUGCAGCUACACAUCAGCAAACCAAAGAUUAAAGCAUGUUCUACAGAAGCAGUGGCAGCAUUUGUCAUGCACCUCAAUUCACAGGCACUAAACACAAAGCAAAAUAUGAAAAUAUGAGCAAAUAUGAUUCUCCAAUACACCAUAGUGUGCCUUCCCAGGAUGCUUUGCAUUAGGAGCACAGGGAGAUCAGGGGUUUGUAGUGUCUUUGAGGGUUUGUCUUUUGGAAACUUCUUAAAAUCCAGAUUGUACAUUGUAACUUUGAUCUUAUAGGGUCAUGAAGGUAAUGUGGUCAGGAAUAACUUCAGCCAUUUUUCUAACACAUCUCAUUAGGAAGCAUGUAACUGCUCUAAAGAAUUGGGCUUUUUUCCUUCAGAUAAACACAGCCUUCAUAAUGUAUAUUCCUCAUGUUGUUGCUUUUCAUAGUUGCAUUAUCACACUGCAGAAUGGUCAUAGCACUGCUCUGGAAAUGUUUGCAGGCAAGUUUGGUUCAGUAGAUGUUUUGAGGUCAGUUUGAUAAAGUGGGUUCCUUCUCUGUUAUUUGAGUUCAUUUUGUUUUUUAUUUUUAUUUUUUGAGUUGGGUUGGUAUUUUUUAUGAGCGUUAAUGACUUGUACUUGCUGAGACUACGUGCGGUGGUCUAAUUAAACAGCCUUGUUGAAGACAUACC
Messenger RNA from Conger conger (European conger), 3861 nucleotides. RefSeq names its product matrix remodeling-associated protein 8-like. Gene Ontology annotation, biological process: establishment of glial blood-brain barrier; cell adhesion. The transcript is spliced from 10 exons. The record is from RefSeq and is a predicted model, not a curated record. The coding region runs from base 164 to 1471 and encodes 435 amino acids. Lineage: Eukaryota; Metazoa; Chordata; Actinopteri; Anguilliformes; Congridae. Gene Ontology annotation, cellular component: cell surface; membrane.